This is a messenger RNA of Ochotona curzoniae (black-lipped pika), 1933 nucleotides long. RefSeq names its product ATP synthase membrane subunit c locus 3 (gene ATP5MC3). Gene Ontology annotation, biological process: proton transmembrane transport; proton motive force-driven ATP synthesis. The record is from RefSeq and is a predicted model, not a curated record. Gene Ontology annotation, molecular function: proton transmembrane transporter activity. The coding region runs from base 140 to 460 and encodes 106 amino acids. The transcript is spliced from 5 exons. NCBI's taxonomy places the organism in Eukaryota, Metazoa, Chordata, Mammalia, Lagomorpha, Ochotonidae.
UAAGAGCCGGUGUGCGCCUGCGCGCUCAGCCCCACUCCUUCGACCUCUGCCGCCGCCGCCGCCGCCUGUGCCGGGGAAGAGAGGAUCCCAGUCGCCUGUCACCCACAUCCUCCUGCCGCGCCGCCCCGAAGACUGUAAGAUGUUCGCCUGCGCCAAGCUCGCCUGCACCCCUGCUCUGAUCCGAAUUGGAUCCAGAGUUGCAUACAGACCAAUUUCUGCAUCCGUGUUGUCCCGGCCAGAGGCCAGGACUGGAGAGGGCUCUACAGUGUUUAAUGGGGCCCAGAAUGGUGUGUCUCAACUAAUCCGAAGGGAGUUUCAGACCAGUGCAAUCAGCAGAGACAUUGAUACUGCUGCCAAAUUUAUUGGUGCAGGGGCCGCAACAGUAGGAGUGGCUGGUUCUGGUGCUGGUAUUGGAACAGUUUUUGGCAGCCUCAUCAUUGGUUAUGCCAGAUCAUCAUAAUGAAGAACAUGCAUUCAGGCUGCAGCUGUCCAAUGCAGAAGAAGCUGCAGCAGCUGCCCCCAGUGACGAGAAAGGCCCCACUGUCAUUUCUAUGGAAAUUCUUUUUUUGUAGAGUAUUCUUCACAUUGUAAUUAACAGGGCUUUUGUUGAUUUAUGUAAAGGAAAAAUAACUGAAGCUUAUGUUAAAUAUGAUUAAUUAAACCAAGCUUCCUAAAUUGCUCAAGAUUUUUUGUUUUUAAGGGCCAAAAUGAGUUAAAAUAUUUGAAAGCAGAACCACCUUCCAGGAUUAACUUGGCUGCCCUUAAAUAGCUAGAUCUAGAAAUAAUGCCUGUUGGCUUUUUAGGACCCACCCUCACCUGCCCCCGAGUCUAAAGCUAUAGGUCCGAGGGGAAUGUUGCUCAGUAAAUCUCAUGUUAACAGCUGUGAAUAUAUGAUGCCUCGUCAAGGAAAGGAUUCAAUUUAGUUAGCAGCUAGUUUCAUAUUGGAACAGAAUUCUUAUUUUAAAAAUGAUUAUCAAAGAAUAAGCUGGAUUGAGAGCUUUUUUUAAAAAACCAACAGAUGCCAAAGCAAUAUUUAACCAUUAAUGUUGACAUUUUUAUGGUAGGAGUCCUCAGAAUGGUACUUUUGUGGAGUUUUACUUCUAACAUGACAUGUCUCUUCUUGGUCACACUUCUAGUAAAAUGGAAAAAAAUGUUUCCUAUACAAAAACUGAAUUUUUCUCCUGGCAAAUAUAUUCUAUCAUAUUAUAUGUCCAUUUUAAGUUUAAGGGUUUAUUUGAAGAUUAAGAAGACAGGGAAGUUGCAAUUUAUUCCUUUAAUGUCCUCUGCCUAAUUUGAUUUCAGCUGUGAGAGAGCUGUUCAGAAUUUCUCAAGUGGGAAGACCAUGUCCAUCAGAUUCAACCAGGAUGCUUGUUUAAAAAUACAAUUGCUCAGCAUCCAGAACUACUGAAUUAUAUCUUUGGCACUGAAUUUAGAAAUCUGCAUUUUUUAAAAGGCUUCCCAGGUAAUUUGUAUGCUUACAUAAGAAAAUGACUAACUUAUACAAAAACUUGCUACAUUUUAUGAAAUGAAAUGAGACUCCCAAAAGCUAGAGUUAGAGCCACUAUGAGGUUUUAUUUGCAUUAUUAUGUAAAUUCCUGGAACCUAGACUUUUCUUAAGCAGCACUGUUACAUGACCAGUAAUAUCAGGCCUGCUUAUAUGCCAAAAGAGUUGGCAGUUGCUCAAGCAAAACCUGGUUCUCAAAUGUUCACAGGUUCACUAGCCACAACAACCAAAAAGUGAAAAUAGCCUAAUGUUCAUCAAUUAAUGAAUGGAUAAACACCACAUGGUAUGUCCUUAUGAUGGAAUAUUAUUCAGCCAUAAAAAGGAAUGAGAUGAUUGACAUGUUAAAUGUUGGUGUUGGAGUGAAUCCUGCAUGAAAGCAGCCAGAUAUAAAUGGCCAUGUAUUUUAUGUUCCAAUUUAUAUGGAUUAUU